CACCCUUCUCUUGCAGCAUCUCUUCCACGUGUACUUUGCUCUGCAUUGCCCUGCUUCCAUUGGUCUUCACUUUUGUGUUUCCUUUAUCCAUUUUGUUUUUUACAUUUCUGCUGUUGAUUUACUUGAAGAGCUGAAAUCUUAUGGCAUCCUCUUUGGUUUCCUCUCCUACUUCUUCUUUCCUCAAGAAGAUUGCUUUUCAUAAAUGUAAGAAACAAGUUUCGAAGAAAAUCGUCUCAGUCAUGGCACCCCAGCAAUCUGAGCGUAAAACAUAUACCACUGGCUCUGUGAAGACAGGAAUGACAAUGACGGAGAAGAUUCUUGCAAGAGCCUCCGAGAAACAACAGUUGAAUCCAGGUGAUAAUGUUUGGGUUAAUGUUGAUAUCUUGAUGACUCAUGAUGUUUGUGGUCCGGGUUCCAUUGGUAUCUUCAAGAAAGAAUUUGGUGAAAAGGCUAAGGUUUGGGACCGUGAAAAGAUUGUUAUCAUACCUGACCAUUAUAUAUUCACUAGUGAUGAACGUGCAAAUCGUAAUGUGGAUAUUUUGAGGGAUUUUUGCGGCGAGCAAAAUAUAAAGUACUUUUAUGAUAUUAAAGAUCUUAGUAAUUUCAAGGCAAACCCGGAUUACAAAGGUGUAUGCCAUGUUGCACUUGCCCAAGAAGGUCACUGUAGGCCUGGAGAGGUUUUGUUGGGAACCGAUUCUCACACAUGUACCGCAGGAGCAUUUGGUCAAUUUGCUACAGGAAUUGGAAAUACGGAUGCAGGUUUUGUAUUGGGCACUGGGAAGGUUCUUCUAAAGGUGCCACCGACUUUGAGAUUUGUGAUGGAUGGUGAAAUGCCUCAUUAUUUGCUUGCAAAGGAUUUGAUUUUGCAGAUCAUUGGUGAAAUAUCUGUAGCUGGUGCAACGUAUAAAUCAAUGGAGUUUGUGGGAACAACUGUGGAAAGUUUAAAUAUGGAAGAACGGAUGACCUUAUGCAAUAUGGUUGUUGAAGCUGGUGGAAAGAACGGUGUUGUUCCCGCUGAUAGUACUACAUUUAAGUACCUUGAGGAUAAAACAUCGGUGCCGUAUGAACCAGUUUACAGUGAUGCGCAAGCAAGUUUUCUUUCUGAAUACAGAUUCGAUAUCUCGAAAUUGGAGCCCUUGGUAGCUAAGCCACACUCUCCUGAUAACCGAGCUUUGGCUAGGGAAUGCAAAGAUGUUAAAAUCGACAGAGUGUAUAUCGGAUCUUGUACUGGUGGAAAAACGGAAGAUUUUCUUGCUGCUGCUAAAGUCUUUCUAGCUUCAGGCAAGAAGGUCAAAGUUCCGACAUUCCUUGUCCCUGCGACGCAAAAGGUUUGGAUGGACAUAUAUACUCUUCCGGUACCUGGAUCUGGUGGGAAGACAUGCUCGCAGAUAUUUGAAGAAGCCGGUUGUGAUACACCUGCAAGCCCUAGCUGCGGCGCUUGUUUGGGUGGUCCUAAAGACACAUAUGCUCGGAUGAACGAGCCCAAGGUCUGUGUCUCGACAACUAACAGGAACUUCCCGGGUCGAAUGGGGCACAAGGAAGGCCAGAUAUAUCUUGCUUCUCCGUAUACAGCGGCUGCAUCAGCUUUGACCAGUUAUGUCACAGAUCCUAGGGAGUUUUUGUGUUGAUUGUGUAAAGAUUUUGUUUUGUAUCUUAUAAUGUAUCCAAUUUGUGCCAGAAAUGCAGAAUUUUUGAACCACUGUUUCUUAUGUUUCAAAAAUGAAAUCGUUCUUCAGCAGCAUGCAAUAGUGAGGACUAGGAUCAUAGUGACUAGUGUACCGGUAUCAGUCGUAUUGAUGCGUACUUAAAGCCAAACUGUACUAGUAUUAUAAUAGUUUCGGAUGGUUCAGUUUUUAUAUGGCUCGGAAUAACAAUUUCUGGAUUUCCCUUUUUAAAUGAAAUAAGGUUACUUGUAGUUUUAUAAAA
Gossypium raimondii (Peruvian cotton) is the source of this 1926-nucleotide messenger RNA. RefSeq names its product 3-isopropylmalate dehydratase large subunit, chloroplastic. Lineage: Eukaryota; Viridiplantae; Streptophyta; Magnoliopsida; Malvales; Malvaceae. Gene Ontology annotation, biological process: amino acid biosynthetic process. The record is from RefSeq and is a predicted model, not a curated record. The coding region runs from base 141 to 1628 and encodes 495 amino acids. The transcript has 15 exons. Gene Ontology annotation, molecular function: 3-isopropylmalate dehydratase activity; 4 iron, 4 sulfur cluster binding.